GCUGGGGGGAGGCGCCUGGGUCCGCCCUCCGCGGGGCCCAGCCGGGAGGGGGCCCGGCCGGCGUGGGGCGGGGAGAGCCGCCUGGCCCCUCCCCUCCGCUGCCCUCCCCAAAGUUGCCGUCUCCCCCGAGGCCGGACGGUCUUAUGAUCCGGCGGAUCCUCCUGGGGAGGCCGGGCCGGGGAGAGGGCGCGGGCGCCGAGCGGCGGGGGCACCGGACGGGCACAGCUACCGGGGCCGGAGCGGGGAUCCGGGCAGCGACCGAGGCGGCGGCAGCGCCCCGGGCCCGCCGCCUCCUCCCCUCCGGCGAGGGGAGCCGCUGCAUGGGGCCGGGGGGACGGCCCUGCUGCGCGGAGCGGCGGCGACAGCGGCGGACCCCCCAGGCGGGCUGGGGCUGAGCCCGGGGCCGGGGCGGGGGCCCCGGGGGGACCAUGCCCGGAGGCCGGCCGGCCGCAGCAUGGCUCACGGGCCCGGCGCUCUGAUGCUCAAGUGCGUGGUGGUCGGCGACGGGGCGGUGGGCAAGACGUGCCUACUCAUGAGCUAUGCCAACGACGCCUUCCCGGAGGAGUACGUGCCCACCGUCUUCGACCACUACGCAGUCAGCGUCACCGUGGGGGGCAAGCAGUACCUCCUGGGACUCUAUGACACGGCCGGACAGGAAGACUAUGACCGUCUGAGGCCUUUAUCUUACCCAAUGACCGACGUCUUCCUUAUCUGCUUCUCUGUGGUAAAUCCAGCCUCAUUUCAAAAUGUUAAAGAGGAGUGGGUACCAGAGCUUAAGGAAUACGCACCAAAUGUACCCUUUUUAUUAAUAGGAACUCAGAUUGAUCUCCGAGAUGACCCCAAAACUUUAGCAAGACUGAAUGAUAUGAAAGAAAAACCUAUAUGUGUGGAACAAGGACAGAAACUAGCAAAAGAGGAGCAUGCUGCUAUGUGGAAUGUUCAGCUUUAACCCAGAAGGGAUUGAAGACUGUUUUUGAUGAGGCUAUCAUAGCCAUUUUAACUCCAAAGAAACACACAGUAAAAAAAAGAAUAGGAUCAAGAUGUAUAAACUGUUGUCUGAUUACGUGAGAAACAUCUUCGGUGGCCAAGAAAACUGUCUAUUUCUCUCAGAAGGCAUAUGAAAUGCUACAGCUAUACCCAGACCUCUUAUACAUAAUGAAGCAGUUUAAAACUUGAAAACAAAACAAAACAAAACAAAAAAAAAGUGUCCUCGGAAUUCUAUAAAGUUCAUUAAGAAUGUUUCUUAAAGGUCUAAGAAGCAGUAAACAGCAUCUGAAGCCACAACCUAUUAUAAAUACUUUAUUUCAACUAGAAGGUACAAUCUCUCAGGGGUUUCAUAGUUUAAAAAGCUACAAUCACAUCACGUAACCACAUAAAAAACAGUGCUGUAAAUGGAACUGCUUGCCUUUGACCAUAUACAUUUCUGCACAGCCCAUAUGGAAUCUGCACAGAGAAAUAUCUUCUCCCUUUGCUCUGAUUAAUUGUUCUUGUACGUGAGUUGCUUUCUAUUCCAGUAUAUCCACAGUGGUGAAAUAAGAAGGCCAGCCACGUAGCCAAAGGUUGCUCCAAGUGUACAGGAGAUGGGCCAUACCUGAGGAGAGAAUGUAUGAGAUCAAAAAAGAACAAAUGUUUUAUUAUUACUUGAGCACAAGUUAAGUGUGUAACCUAAAUAUUUCUAUAUUAAAGCUUAAUGUGCUUUCUUAAAGAAUGCCAAAGUGUAAUAAGAUCAUAACUGCAUUUAUCGUGAACACUAAAAAGUGUACACUUUUAGUUAAUGUAAAAUUAAAUUGUAACAAGGCUUCUGGCGAUUGUAGAUUUAGUUUGAUGCUCCCCAAAGUGCACGAGAUACAUGCUAAAGUUACAAAUUAAAAUUUUGGGUUAGAUUUUGCCAUAAUCCUGGAUUCAAUUUAGCUUUCUGAACUAGCUCGUAAUUCUUUUUUAAUUCCUACUUUGGCUGUGUACAUCAAAUGAAAUUAGAAGUGUGUAUGCUGACCGAACCACAAGAAACCUUCUUUAAGUUGUGUUAAAGAGGAAAGACUUAGAAUCCAAGCAUGUUAUGUGGAAUUUAAAACAGAGCAGCUGCUUCCACCUUUCAAAUACAGAUGUUGGAACCAUGGCAGAAGUUCUAGAACUACAACUUAUGUACACACCUAGAGUGCAAGUUAAAUAAAAUACUGGCUUCCAGAUAACCAAUUUUUUCCUUACAUUUCAAGAUUUUACAUCAAGCAAGAAAUAAUGAUUUAUUUCACCCAUAAGCAAUGUAUGCUGGUCCCUAGUUGUAGGACUCAGCUUAAAUAAAAAAAAAAAAAAAAAAACAGUUGGGUGACAAACUUUCACAUUAAUCUGUGGAUCUUAUCUGGUAUUCUGGAGCCAUUUCUAAUCUUUGUCUGGGGGAAUAGGCCAAAGAACUGUGUUAGAGGUGAACCACCUUAAUUACUAGUUCUCUUACCUAAUUCAGCUUCUUUGUUUGGUCUGCUGUGGAUCUGCCAUAUUCCAAACACCAUGCAACAGACAAUAGUGUUAGACAAAACUUCAGUGUGAACAAACUAAUGCAGUUGAGAAAAGGAUAAUCUAAUCCAUAAUUUUUUUCCUAGCCUUCCCUACGUUUAAACUUGCUGUUGCCUAAAUUAUGAUUACUCUGCGUCAGUGUUGGCCUCUGUUAAUUUUCAUGACUUGGGCUUAUAGCUUUGUCUACUGCACAGACUGGGUAAUGGAACACUAAACUUUUAUACUUGAAAAUGACAGCCUUAAAUGCUCAUAUCAGUCACAAAUCUAGGAUUGUACUGUCUUGUUGUAAGCUUUGUAGAGAUUUUUUAAAAAUGUAAGCAUUUUCAAUCUUUUCCAUUGAAGAGUGGAGUCAGUGGAUAACUAUUCAGAAGCUUUCUCUCUGAAUCGGACAUUGGAUGUCUUUAUCCCAAGAAAUGGUGGUUCACAUUAAGUAUCAUGGCCUUAUGUAUGCUCAAAUAGAAUCUUAUGUAACUUAUUUAAUUUUGGUCUGUUAUUUUUGGGUAGAAUUUAAAGGAAUUGUAUAAAUCAACUAACAUGGUAAAAAGGAAUUAAGACAGUAAAGUAUUAUACAUUUCUAACUUGC
Messenger RNA from Nycticebus coucang (slow loris), 3091 nucleotides. It is a transcript of the gene RHOQ, whose product is annotated as ras homolog family member Q. The transcript has 5 exons. Gene Ontology annotation, molecular function: GTPase activity; GTP binding. The coding region runs from base 455 to 949 and encodes 164 amino acids. Lineage: Eukaryota; Metazoa; Chordata; Mammalia; Primates; Lorisidae. Gene Ontology annotation, biological process: cortical actin cytoskeleton organization; small GTPase-mediated signal transduction. The record is from RefSeq and is a predicted model, not a curated record.